AUGAUGAUUGCCACACUCCCCACCACCCUGUGCUGGCUCCUGGCUGCUGGCUGCCUGGUACCUUGCAAUGGAUUUACACCUGAGGACAUCAAGGAUGCUCUGCUCAGAAAGCUGAACCUGCCUGAAGUUCCUAGAUUACAGAAGAGAGACAUUGAAAACCUGCUGAUCCCCAAAAAUGUUCAGGACAAGUAUGUCUCUAUGCUGAACAAACACAGGGAGAGACAGAGGAGAUCUGUGCCCAGUCUAAUGGGCAUUCUUAGGGGCAUCAAAGCCAAUACAGCCAUUUCUGGCGAGGUGCUCUACUCUGGACCCAUAAAGCAGACUCUGGUGUUUGAUAUUGCAGCCAGGAUCCCCAAUAACAGUGCGGUGACCAUGGCAGAGCUGAAACUCUUCAAAUUGUCCCCCAACCUCAAGAAUCUUCCUGAGAGAAGACACCAUCGACCCGUCAACAACGCCAGAGUCAGUAUCUGCUAUGUGGAGAUUCUAAAGGAUGGGACCAACAGGACUCACCUAGUAGACUCCAGGCUGGUGCCAAUCAUGGAGUCGGGUUGGAGAAGCUUUGAUGUGACCUCGGCGGUGCAUUACUGGAUGGAAAGCGAGAACAAGGCCACCAUGUACCUGGAGGUCCAGGUGGAUGGCGAGAGACCUGGCAGCUAUGCUUCACAGAUGGCCCAGCUGGUACAUUUCACUUCCCAGAAUCCUCACGGAGAUGCCAAGGAAAUACCUGAACUGGCUGUGUACACGCUCGAUCAGGAUGAAAAUGGAGUCCAUGGAGACUGCUCAAAACUAGGUGAAAACAAGGACAAUCGAUGCUGUAGAGAAGAAUACUUCAUCAAUUUUCGCCAAAUGACGUGGACACAGUACUGGAUCAUUGAACCUGCGGGAUACAAUGCUUAUCGCUGUACCGGAGGCUGCCGCCAACCAAAACUUCCCUUCUUUCAACAUCCCUAUGGGGAGAGGACUUGUUCGGUUGUGGAAAGUGCUCCUUUGCCGGUCAUGUACUUGGUCAAGAAGGGCGAUUACACGGAAAUUGAAGUGGCAGAGUUUCCUCAUAUGAUAGUUGAGAAAUGUUCUUGCUCCACAGAUGGCUUGCCCAGGUUCUGA
Pelobates fuscus (common spadefoot toad) is the source of this 1104-nucleotide messenger RNA. RefSeq names its product left-right determination factor 2-like. The record is from RefSeq and is a predicted model, not a curated record. The transcript is spliced from 4 exons. The coding region runs from base 1 to 1104 and encodes 367 amino acids. Gene Ontology annotation, cellular component: extracellular region. Gene Ontology annotation, biological process: anterior/posterior axis specification. NCBI's taxonomy places the organism in Eukaryota, Metazoa, Chordata, Amphibia, Anura, Pelobatidae. Gene Ontology annotation, molecular function: transforming growth factor beta receptor binding; cytokine activity; growth factor activity.